Messenger RNA from Macrosteles quadrilineatus (aster leafhopper), 584 nucleotides. RefSeq names its product peptidoglycan-recognition protein SC1a-like. Bases 148 to 438 code for a protein of 96 amino acids. Gene Ontology annotation, biological process: peptidoglycan catabolic process. NCBI's taxonomy places the organism in Eukaryota, Metazoa, Arthropoda, Insecta, Hemiptera, Cicadellidae. Gene Ontology annotation, molecular function: N-acetylmuramoyl-L-alanine amidase activity. The transcript has 4 exons. The record is from RefSeq and is a predicted model, not a curated record.
CAUAAUGAGCAUAUUUCAUGACACACACUAACUGACUUUAUAGAUUGAGGUUUGAUAUUUAUCCAACAAAUGUGAAAAAGUUGAAAAGGCAAAAAAAAAAAAAAAAUCAAAUCGUAUUUAUUUACGGUAAUUCACUAAAACAGUUAGAUGGAGUCUGAUCCUGAAGCAAAGAGUCAGCCUGAAGGAAAUAACGAUGGAUUCUCCUUUCCGCCACACCCCACUGAUCCAGAUGGGGUGGUAGUGCCACCCCCAACCAAAGAGCAAAUGGCACAGGGGAGAAUACGGUGUAAGCGUCGGCGGCGGGAUGAUGGAACCCGAGCCUCGCAGCAGACACCGAGCCACCCCGGUUUACAACAGAGAGGAGUGGAGGGGAAGAAGUCCCCGGGAGACUCCAGUCAUGUACACUCCUGUCACAAAAGUGGUCCUCUCCAGGACUGAGACCGAACCUUGCUAUACACACGAGGACUGUAGUUUACGGGUCAGAGAGAUGCAGAAUAUCCACAUGGAUGAGGAAGGAGAGCCUGACAUCAAAUACCAGUAAAUAUAUUUUAAGGUAUUUUUGUAGUUAUUUUAUUAAAGUCUGA